Messenger RNA from Juglans regia (Persian walnut), 651 nucleotides. RefSeq names its product putative ripening-related protein 2. Bases 1 to 651 code for a protein of 216 amino acids. The transcript is spliced from 3 exons. Lineage: Eukaryota; Viridiplantae; Streptophyta; Magnoliopsida; Fagales; Juglandaceae. The record is from RefSeq and is a predicted model, not a curated record.
AUGAAGAGAAACAGAGGCAACGGAAGACGCGUGCGAGGCAGAGGACUCACCGAGAGAGAGGCUGACGUGCGGCGGUUCUGGGUUGCUGGCGGGGGUCACGGCAGCGCGACUGGGGGCUCGUCUGUGGUGGUGCGACGCCGAAAGGUGCGUCCGUGUGGUCGUUACCGUGGAAGAGAAGCAGAGGCUUCUCCACGUUCGUUGCUGUUGCGGCGUGCCUUGGCCGCUGAGGAUGGUCUGCUGUCUUCUGUGGUGGCUGGUGGUGGCGUGGAGUUGUCGCGGCUGGUUUCUGGACAGGGAGGCACGGUGGUUGCCGUGUGGGUGGCCAGCUUUGAGAAAGGUGGCGAUGAUGGUGCACCAUCUGAAUGUGACAAUAAGUUUCGGCCUAAUAACACCCCUGUGGUGGCACUGUCAACUAGAUGGUUCAACAAUAAGUAUAGAUGCUUGAAUUAUAUCACCAUCCAUGAAAAUGGAAGGAGGGUCAAGGCUAAGGUGGUUGAUGAAUGUGAUUCUACUAUGGGGUGCGAUGCUGACCAUGAUUACCAGCCUGCUUGUCGUAACAAUAUUGUUGAUGCCUCUAAGACUGUUUGGAAGGCGUUAGGAGUACCACAAAAUGAUUGGGGUGAAUUAGAUAUUUACUGGUCUGAUGCUUAA